UAGCGAGGGCUGAUAGUGCUGGGAGAGCGAUCCGAUCAGAGGGGUCUCUGGGAAGCGGACCGGUUGUACCUGGACCACGUGGGGCGGGACACCUUCUACGGUCUGCUGGCCUCGCUGCGGGGCCGGUUGUUCCGAGACGCCGAUUUCGCCGAGUUCUACUGCCCGGGACAACGGCCGGGACAGCGUGCCGCCCAGCCUGCUGGCGACGGCGCUGCUGCUCCAGUCCCACGACAAGGUGAGCGACGCCGAGGCCAAGGCCCGGGCUGACUUUGACCUCCGGUGGAAAGUGGCCCUGGGGAUUGAGGUGGAGGACCGGCCCUUUGCCAAGAGCACAUUGCAGGUGUUCCGAGCCCAGCUGAUCCUGCACGACAAGGUGCGGGAGGUGUUCGAGUCCAGCCUGCGGCUGGCCCGGGAGUCGGGCUAUCUGAAAAAGCGGAGCAUGCGGGUUGCGCUGGACACGACCAACAUCCUGGGGCGGGGCGCGGUGAAGGACACCUGCAACCUGUUGGCGGACGGGAUCGUCCAACUGCUGCGGACGCUGGCGGCAGUGGAGAAGAUCACCGUCAAAGAAUGGGGCAAGGCCCGGGGAUACGGGCGGUACCUUGCCUCCAGCAUCAAGGGCGAGGCCGCCAUCGACUGGAGCGACAAACGGGCGCGGCAGACCCUGCUGGCCGAGAUUGUGAGAGACGCGGACCGGUUGUUGGAGCUGUCGCGGCAGGCCCAGGGAGAGUUGCCCGAGAAUGGUGAGGAGCGGCAGCGGAUUGUGGACGCGGCGGAACUGCUGGGGCAGUUGCUGCUCCAGGACGUGGAACGAGUUGAGGGCGGAGUGAGCCUCAAGGAUGGAGUGAGCCGGGACCGGAUGAUGUCGGUGCAUGAUCCGGAGAUGCGCCACGGGCACAAGAGCAGCAGCCGGCGCUUUGACGGGCACAAGGCGGCGAUUGUGGUGGAUACCGAUUCCCAGCUGAUCACCGCCGUGGCGGUACUGCCCGGCAACGCUCCGGACAACCUGGGGGCGCUGGAACUGGUGGAACAGAGCGAGGCCAACACCGGUGUACCGGUGCAGGAGGCCAUGGGCGACGCCGCCUAUGGGGACGGAGCUACCAGGCAGACCUUCGCCGAUGUGGGCCGCAAGCUGGUAGCCCGGGUGCCAGGCCGGCCCGACCGGAAGCACUUUCCCAAGGAUGACUUUGUCAUCGACCUGGCCGCGGGCAGUUGCACCUGUCCGGCGGGACAGGUCACCCACACCAUCGUGCCAGCGGGAAAGCGGACGGAUGCCGCGGGGCGGGAUACCGCUGGCAGGCCUUCCAGUUCGACGGGGCCGAAUGUCGGACAUGUCCACUGCGGUCCCAGUGCAUCGCAGCCAAGGGCAGGAAGGGACGGCGGGUGCUGAUCCAUCCCCAGGAAGGCCUCCUGCAGGAGGCACGGGCGUUGCAGCAGAGCGCCGCCUACGACGAAUAUCGAGCGCGACGCGUGGCGGUGGAACACCGGUUGGCCCGACUGGUCCAGUUGGGCAUCCGCCAGUCCCGCUAUUUCGGCAGGGUCAAGACGCGAUUCCAGCUGUAUCUGGCGGCUACAGUGGCCAACCUGACCCUGGUGGCGGGCAAAAUCGACCUGUCGGACAGUGUCGGCGGCGGAGCGGAAGCCCACCGCGCCGUCCUCAGUGCCGUCCCCAGUGAUGUCCAGGCUGUUUCCCACGGUGUUGUCGCCAAUGCUACGGCCAUUUUCGGCGCGGUCCGGCUCGGAAUACUGUGGACCGUGAUUCUGCUCAAGCCGGCUUUACUGCCGAAAUCCCUCUCCCCAACCAGGGCUUUUCAGCCCGGUUUCUAGGAGCAGCGGAAGAGGUCAUGGCUGCAAGAAGACAAGCAACAGAUGCUGCCCGGUGUGUCGGGGCAGCCCUUCCGGUGCUGUCCCGGUUGGUACGGCGGUGUCCUCCCCAGCGUGACCCGGUUUCUGGCCCUGCCUCUUACCGAGAACCACGGUCUGCAGAGAUCGAAUCCGCCGCAGACUCACUUUCAUCGCAACUUCCGUAAGAAUCUGGUCACGUAGUCGACGUCGACUGCGGGCAUUCCCAGACCAAUUUCCGACAAUGCUUCGGAGAACCGGCUGAUGUCGUAGACGCUGGUAUCGGACAGGUACGGCUCGACUGACUCCAGUGACCGGACCAGAACUUUCAACUCCAUGUCCUCAUCGUGGUCGGCCAUCGUUUCCAAUCUAAAUUUCCAGUCCCCCAAUUGAGCGCGGUCCGCCACGUAUCCGUGGUUCUCCAUGUAUGCAAAAACUUGAUCUGCGGGUACGGGGUCCUGUUGGACCACGUUGUAUACCCUGCCCAGGUGCCUGGGAUCGUCGGAAAUUUUCGUAAUGGCCUUUGCCAGAAAGUCGACAGGCGUCAUCUCGAAGAACCAUUCCGGCGCCAAGGGGGCACAUCCGAGGCGGGCGCAAGCCUUGAUUAUCAAUGAGAGAAAGUCAUUCGGGUUGACCGUGCCCGUACCGCUGUGGUGGCCAAUGUUGCCCGGACGGAAGAUGCAUACCGGCAGGCCACGAGAAACAGCCUGCCAGACCAGCCGUUCCGCAACCCAUUUGGCCUGGUUGUAUCCUCCCUCCAUUCUGUCCAUGAAGCCGUCUAUCUCGUUGCUUUCCAGGUAGGGGGUGUCGUCUCCUCCGGGGAAGAUACCGUUGGAAGAAAUGUACUGAAUCGGCUUGGUUACGUCGGUACAGGCGAACUUGAGCACCUCCAAUGUCCCGCCGACGGUGUGGGGCUUGGCUACAGAAUAAGGGUAGGCAUAAUUGACAGAGGCCGCGCAAUGGAAUAUCAGGUCGACCUCUUUCGCCAACCGCCGGUACUCGUCAUUGUCCAGUCCCAUCUUGGGCAAUGUGAGGUCUCCAGCCACCGGGACGAUCCGUUGCCCAGCGGAAUGACCGGCCAGCCCAUAAAGCUUCAAUGCGUCCAGCACGCGGUUGGUGGACCCGCCCUGGCCUGAGUCCGGGUCCCUCACCAGGCAAUAGAACCGGGUGUUCGGUCCCGUGGCGCGCAGCAGUUCGUCGACGAGAAAGGCUCCCAGGAAUCCGGUUGUUCCCGUCACAAGGACUGAGGACGCCUCACUGAGACGUUUAAUUCUCGGGGCGCCUUCUGGUGAAAUAGCCGGGUCCAGGAUCGAGUCCUCGGCCAGCGAAACUCUGGAUUCCAUAUUUGGCCCUCUAUUUUCCAAGUACGCGCCCAGCUCACUUAUGGUGGGGUACUCGUAGAUCUCAGUGCCGCUCAGUUCAAUCCCAAACAGCUGUUCGAUGCCCAGGGUGAGUUCCAGGCCCGUCAGGGAGUGGCCGCCGAGAUCAAAGAAGUUCCAGUCAUCUUCCAAUGAGUCGCCGUCGACUUCCAGCGCUUCACUCCAUAGCUCCCGCAGGGCCCUGCGACGCUCCCUUGCGGUUGUGUGCUGGGACAGCGGGGUGUGCUGACUAACCGCAGGUCUCCUUUGCCGCAGUGCGGGCAAUGCUUUGCGCUCCAGUUUGCCCGUCUGUUGAUUUAUCGGGAGCGUCUCCACUUCCAUGAAGUGGCUGGGCACCAUGUAGAGCGGCAGAUGCCGUUCCAGCAGAGCACGCAGGUCUUUGCUCGUCCCGCUCUUCCCAUCGACCUUCCACGCCGCCGCCGGCCCCCGGACGACGUAGGCCACGAGCCGCUUGUUGGCUUCGUCCUCGUUCUCGGCCAACACCGCCGCAUCCGACGUGUCACAGUGCUGUCGGAGGGUCUCCUCAAUGGCGCUCAGGUAAACGGUGUAGCCCCUGAUCUUGACCAUCGAAUCAUUGCGGCCGAUGAUCGUCGUCAGACCCUGCCCACCAACCUCGGCCAGGUCGCCGGUCGCGUAAUACCGCUCGCCGUUCCAUCUGACGAACCUGUCGGCAUCAAGGUCGGGCCUCUCCAGGUAGCCCCGGGCCAGUCCGCGACCGCCGAUGAAGAGUUCCCCGACUCCGCUGGAAGCCAGAACGGUCUGCCCUUCCGGGAGCACCCGGAGCUGUACUCCGUCCAUUGCAUAACCCACCGGGCACGCAUCCCUGCCGUCCAGGCACAAGUCCGUGACGUCAAUGGUGCAAGCGUCGUGGGUCUCGCUGAUGCUGUAGGUGUUGAACAUGCGCGCAGAACGGGGCAACACGUCCAACGACAGCCUCAGCAGGCUGGCCGGCACGACCUCGCCGUUCAGCCAGACCGCACGCAGCGAGGACAGCCGGGUGCGCAACUGUUCUGGGCUUGCCGAAUUCAAAACCCCCUGCAGCAGGGACGGGGUAAACAGGACAUCGGCAAUCCGGUGUUCUGCUAUGAACCCGGUAAGGGCGCGCGGCGCGAACACCACAUCAUCCGGAAUCACGUAUACCGUUCCCCCUUUCAACAGUGGCCGGAGGAACUCCCAGGGAAAGAAGAUGUUGCACGCGACCCUGUCGCCGACGCUGUAGGAACUGAACCUGUACCUGGCCUGGUAGGAUGAAAUCAGAGCGCCAUUGGUCUGAAGCACUCCCUUGGGCUGUCCUGUUGUGCCUGAGGUGUAGGGGAUGAACGCCAGGUCACCGUCGUCGACGUGAAUCUCAGCUUUCGCGGGAGGGAACGCUCUCCAGGACUGGUCGGAGUCAACGGCCAAUAGAAGGGGCCCAGGGAAUUUACUCAGUCUCGGCAAGUGCCGCGCCUUGGUGACAACCACUUUGGGCUGCGAUUCGGACAGCAAUGUGCCAAGAAGGGAAUCGGGGAGGUCCAGGGCCACAGGCAUGAAGGCCGCACCGGCCUUUAAUGUUCCGAUGCUCGCGACGAUGUACUCAGGGCAGGUUUCCAUGCAAAUGCCCACCGGGUCAUCGGUUGACACGCCGCAACGUCGAAGGUAGGCCCCCAAGGCAUCCGUCUCCUGGUCCAGUUGUGCGUAGGAUGUCUGCUCGGCGCCGAACACUAUUGCCGGAGUGUCUGGAGUCUCCGUUGCUUGAGCCUUGAAAAGCUGAUGUAAACCACUCUCUGCGAAGUUCAUUUUCCAUCUCAAGCAAGGGCAAACGCAAUCAAGCAAAGCGGCCAAAGCGGCCGUUGUUCAAAUAUUGUUAAAGAACAAUGGUUGAGUUUACAAAAACCUGGGCGAUUAGUAAACUACCAAUUCAAAAGAAUAAUAAUAAUAAUUCGUUGCAACGGGAUCCGUCCCACUGCAAAGGUGUCCAUAUGCAAUUCGACUCGCUGGACUUUUACAAGGUGCACGCCCAGAGAUACUCGCAGUUGUCUCACGAGUUAACCCAUUCGGUAUACACCGGUUCCUCUCAUCCGGCGCUGAGGGGAGACAUGGACCUGCUGAAUCGGGUUACCGAGCUGGCUUGGGGGAAACGCGGCCUGGACGCAGGGUGUGGGGCGGGGGCCCGGGACGUUCACCUGCUGCACACACGGGGGUAUGACGUCUAUGGAAUUGACGCGGUGGAGGAGAACAUCAGGCUGGGGAGAGAGGUGCACCCGGAAAUAGAGGACAAGCUCAGCGUUGCCGAUCUGCGGGAACCCCUGCCCUUUGAGUCAGGGUUCUUCGAUUUCGUACUUUGCAACGCGGUGAUACAGCAUCUGACGCCCGAUGCCACCGAAACUACGACGAUUCCGGAGUUGGCGAGAGUCUUGGCCCCCGGCGGUGUCCUGCAACUCAUGUUUAAGACCGGCUCAGGGGUAGCCACCGUCAGUGACCGGGCCUAUGGUGGGGACGGCGUGGACCGUUCGUUCCAACUGUACGACGAGCACCGCUUGCUGAGCAUACUGGAGGGUUGCGGAUGU
Molecule: messenger RNA, 5767 nt
Organism: Geodia barretti
Lineage: Eukaryota; Metazoa; Porifera; Demospongiae; Tetractinellida; Geodiidae
Source: the annotation of a GenBank genome assembly